AUGCAAGGUCGCAGCAAUACUUUAAUCAGCGUCCGAGAUAUACUCCCGACAGGAACUCUCCAAUCAUUCAUCAUGCCGGCCCGUGGUCCCGUCUCAGACACCUCUUCCACCAGCACCGGCUCAGAUACAAAUGAGGGCGUCAAAGAUAUGCUCUCAGUCACUGGCGUGGACGAGAACGAGCCGACGUGGAUCACGACGAUGAAGAAGAACGACACGCGCUCUCGGCCAUGGCAGAAGCAUCUGGAUGUCAAGGAAACAUCGGAUUUCACUAAGUAUUCUGAACCUGUCGAAUUUGAUCAGUGCGGAGUUGUUGCCUCGGGAUCUGGAACCUUGGCUGCUUGA
Akanthomyces muscarius is the source of this 342-nucleotide messenger RNA. RefSeq lists its product as uncharacterized. NCBI's taxonomy places the organism in Eukaryota, Fungi, Ascomycota, Sordariomycetes, Hypocreales, Cordycipitaceae. The coding region runs from base 1 to 342 and encodes 113 amino acids. The transcript has 3 exons. The record is from RefSeq and is a predicted model, not a curated record.